AUGUACAUCAACGGUUUAAAAUAUGCUUGUUCCACUUGCAUCAAGGGCCAUCGUUCUUCUCAUUGUAGCCAUGUUGACCGUCCUUUAUUUGAAAUUCGCAAGAAGGGUCGUCCUGUCACUCAAUGCACCUUUUGUAGAGAUCUUCGAAAAACAAAACAAGUACAUAUCAAAUGCGCAUGUGAUAAAAAAGGUGGCGAAAACAAUACCCAACAGCCUUUACUCAUUUAUCAACAAUCAAGUAUUAAUAAUGAUAUGUGCCAAGACAAAAAAACAGACAAUCAAUGUACCUGCCCCGCAAUCGCUGCUGCUGCUGCUCUUGCUAGUACAAAGUCAAGCAAAUCCACCAUAAAAUCGUCUGUUGGUGCAUAUCCUUCUCAGGAUACCCUUAAUUCUGCCUCUACUAUCACUAAUAAUAUUGCCACCACUGCUACAAAUGAAGUCAUAUCCGACACCCUAUUGGCUACAGCGCCACUUUGUCCUACUGCCGCGCCCCCGUCAUCGUUGAAAGAAGAAAGCCUGUCCUACUCUUGGGCGCUGAUCACUUCUCCCUCUACCAAUCAAAUCGAUCUGCCCAACACGAGCACUUUGUCAGCUCCGUCAAACCUGUUCACAAAUAUGAUGAAUGAUAAUCAAAUUGAGAUAAAUAACCCCAACGAUAGUAAUCUCCAUCUUGGCUUUAUUUUUCAUAAACCCACCUCGUCUCAACGUUUUUUAGAUGGUCAGCCUCGUACAAGAAGACAUCGUUCUAGUAAACGUACAGCAAACCGUUUGCCUGCGAAUGCUGUGCUUGACCCAAUCUCAACAACAGCUGUAGACACGUUUACUGAUUACAGCAACUUAUCGACACCUCCUUCUUCAACAGUUUCUCCUCAUCCUCCUUCAUCUGCAUCUUCGUCAAUUGCUCCUGCUUGUGAACCUAUGGACAUGCAAUUUGAUUAUCUUACUGAACAACUAGAAAUCCUGUCCAACAGCAAUAACAACCAAGGCUUUGUAGGCGAUCUCUCAAAUGCUGAAGAGCUGACAGCCAUCCUGAGUAACGUUCUUUCAAAAGAUGAAGAAGACAUGGGCUCUGUUUCCUCCACAGCUACACAUAGUCAUCGCUCUAGUAUUUCAACCCAAGCAACAACAACAACAACAAAUAUGAGUCCUAUGGUGCCUAUUCAACGAUCUCAUUGUGGUAGUUUUGUCCCUAGAGCAACGUGCUGCAAAUCACUGGGUUCUCCAGGCGGAGAAUCAGUUGUGAUCACAAUUACACCUUUAUCAAACACCAAUAACAAUGAAGAACUUUUAGACCAUCAAAGCAAUUCCUCGCAGCAGCAAAACUAUCCUACUACAACACGUAUUGUUACUUGCUAUUGUGGAAACCAAUGUACUUGUCCUGGUUGCCUGGUGCAUCCCGGCAAUUUUUUCUUGGGAAGUGAUCCUUACGCAGGUCCCUUAAUUCCUUCUUCUUCCGCUUCUUCUUCUUGUUAUGGUUCUGACGAAGAAGAAGCUUCUGUUGCCGCUACCAACACCAUGCUCAAUACAAGUAGUAGCAAUAGUAAUUACUUACAUUUUUCAUAA
Molecule: messenger RNA, 1563 nt
Organism: Gilbertella persicaria
Lineage: Eukaryota; Fungi; Mucoromycota; Mucoromycetes; Mucorales; Choanephoraceae
Exons: 3
Coding region: 1-1563 (520 amino acids)
Biological process (GO): intracellular copper ion homeostasis; intracellular iron ion homeostasis; positive regulation of transcription by RNA polymerase II
Cellular component (GO): nucleus
Molecular function (GO): copper ion binding; RNA polymerase II cis-regulatory region sequence-specific DNA binding; DNA-binding transcription factor activity, RNA polymerase II-specific
Source: RefSeq, a predicted model, not a curated record